AUGGCGAUGAGGGACUGUGUUAAAUCUUUUACGUUAAGUGAUUGGGUGGGUGUUCAUAAGUGGGUUGCCUUGGAAUUUAGUGAAUUUUUGGGGUUGUUUCGAUGUGUUCGUGCAAAUAAUGAAUUUUCAGAGCUGAAAAGGAUGUCUUCUUCUGCCAUCUGUAUUCUCGAUCUUAAAGGCAAAGCAAUAGUAUCAAGAAAUUAUCGAGGCGAUAUAGACAUGGGUGUUAUCGAUAAGUUCAUGCCGCUAUUGUUGGAACGCGAAGAAGAAGGUCGACAAAGUCCAGCUCUCGAACAUCCUGAAGCUACAUUCAUUUACAUCAGGCAUUCAAAUCUUUACUGCAAGUUUUCUGAUUCCCUUUUUGUUUCGACAUCACGUAAGAAUGUAAAUGUAGCACUGGUGCUUACAUUUCUAUACAAAAUAGUGGAAGUAUUCGGGGAAUAUUUAAAAGAUGUUGAAGAAGAAUCGAUUCGUGAUAAUUUUGUAGUUAUCUAUGAACUGCUUGAUGAAAUGAUGGAUUUCGGCUAUCCACAAACCACUGAAGGAAAAAUUUUGCAGGAAUUCAUUACACAAGAAGGACACAAAUUGGAAACUGCCCCUCGACCACCAAUGGCUGUUACAAAUGCUGUUUCGUGGCGUUCAGAAGGUCUCAAAUAUCGCAAGAAUGAAGUGUUUUUAGAUGUCAUAGAAUCUGUAAAUUUACUGGCAAAUGCAAAUGGUGUGGUACUGCAGAGCGAAAUAGUUGGUUCAGUUAAGAUGCGUGUCUAUUUAACGGGUAUGCCGGAAUUACGACUAGGGGGCAAGAACAGAUCAGUAGAGUUGGAAGAUGUAAAAUUUCAUCAGUGUGUUCGCUUAUCUCGUUUUGAAAAUGAUCGAACAAUCAGUUUUAUACCACCAGAUGGAGAAUUCGAAUUGAUGAGUUAUCGGUUAAUGACUGUUGUCAAACCACUUAUUUGGAUGGAAGCAGUCGUUGAAAGGCACACUCAUUCAAGAGCGAAAUCACAAUUCAAACGACGCUCUACGGCAAAUAAUGUAGAGAUUAUCAUCCCAGUGGCAAGUGAUGCUGACUCACCCAAAUUCAAAACCUCCAUUGGUACAGUAAAGUAUACACCGGAAAAAAAUUCAUUUAUUUGGACAAUUAAAAGUUUCCCAGGUGGAAAAGAAUACUUAAUGCGAGCACAUUUUAACUUACCGUCGGUUCAGUGUGAAGACCGUGAGGGUCGUCCACCAAUGAAAGUAAAAUUUGAGAUUCCUUAUUUCACAACUUCUGGAAUACAGGUGCGUUACCUUAAAAUUAUUGAAAAAAGUGGUUAUCAAGCUUUGCCGUGGGUGCGCUACAUUACACAAAAUGGUGAUUAUCAACUGCGUAUGAUGUAA
This is a messenger RNA of Acanthocheilonema viteae, 1377 nucleotides long. The record is from the annotation of a GenBank genome assembly. Lineage: Eukaryota; Metazoa; Nematoda; Chromadorea; Rhabditida; Onchocercidae.